This is a messenger RNA of Hylaeus volcanicus, 3539 nucleotides long. RefSeq names its product homeobox protein Nkx-3.2-like. NCBI's taxonomy places the organism in Eukaryota, Metazoa, Arthropoda, Insecta, Hymenoptera, Colletidae. The transcript is spliced from 2 exons. Gene Ontology annotation, molecular function: RNA polymerase II cis-regulatory region sequence-specific DNA binding; DNA-binding transcription factor activity, RNA polymerase II-specific. Gene Ontology annotation, biological process: cell differentiation; regulation of transcription by RNA polymerase II. Gene Ontology annotation, cellular component: nucleus. The record is from RefSeq and is a predicted model, not a curated record. The coding region runs from base 371 to 2095 and encodes 574 amino acids.
CUGCCUACCAAAGACACUGCUAAUCGCGCGACCACGCUGAUCUCUCUUGACCCGGUGAGAGCGGGUCUGUUGUUCUCCCAGUGUUUAGUUGAGUUCAGUGAACGAACGCAGCAGCCGACAGUGGCGAGAACCCGCGACGACCCGUCGGUGCUGGGAAACGAUCCGGAGGAACAGUGAUUCGAACUGGAACAGUGAAGGAUUAGUGACGAUGAGGGAGUAGAGUGAGAAUGUCCGCGGUGUGAGUGAUGCCACCGGUUGGGAUGCUCCUGGACGCAGGUAUUUGAGGUGGGUCUACGGGGUUGUGCAAAGGACAGUGCUCGUACGCGGCAUGGAGCGUCGCGAGGGCAGGUAAAGACAGAACGGCGGGGUUAUGUGGAGGAUGCAGGAAGGCAGGACCGUGUCGCCGUUGGGACCGGUCGUCCUACCGCGCGAGGAAGCCGAUAUGCGUGCCGGGUUGUCGCUGCCUCAAGAAAGGAGGCACGUGUUGAUCCACGUACGCGCCGCGGAGCCUUUCGUGCGCUACGACGCCGCGCGUCAGCAGCACUCGCCGUCGACCUCGCCGAUCCUGCGGCCCGUCGACAAGGACUACCACGAGAUGGACGGCCAGGUCAGGGAGAAGAGAAUGGAUACCGAGGUCGAGGAGGAGGAGCAGGAAGAGGAGGAUGACGACGAGCCCGAGAACGAGAGGAACGUCACGCCGAGGAGGAACAUCGUCGAGGACGAGGAGGACGACGAGGAGCAGGAGGAAGAGGACGAAGAGAUGCAUCCUGGCAGUCGAAACGGAAACUACCAGGAGGACGAGGACGUCGAGGUGGAUGUUUGCCGCGACGAAGCCGACGAGAGUAACCCAAGCAGCCCCGUGGAUCUCACCGCCCCGUCGUCGAGAGGCGCGGGGUCCGAUCAGUUCCUCAACCCUUUCGCGAAUCGCGGCGUGCAUCCUUUCUCCUGUGUUCAGAGCGGUGGCCAGACACCUGGCCACGGGACUCCUGUGUAUAUAGCCGCCCACGCGGCGGCGGCCUCGACGGUGAUGACCGUCUGCACUUCCGGUAACGGGGCCAGGACUACUGGCACCGCGACAGGAAGCAUCACCACCACCGCCAGCACCGUUCAAGCGAAGAAGAGGUGCCUCGCGUUCUCCGUCGAGAAUAUCCUGGACCCGAAUAAGUUCACCGGCGGCCGCGUCGUUCACGGCACCCAUCAGCAUAGGCGACAUCGGCGGGCCGAUAGCGUGCACGAAGAUGGUGAUUCGCGGGGCGAGUUCGCCUGCGGCAGCGGCCAAGAGGACGAGGAGGGCACCCCCGACACGGGUAUGGAGGACAUGGACGAGGAUCCGGAAGAGGAGGAGGAGGACGAGGACGUGGAGAUGAAGGGGACGGAUCAGGAGUCCCCGAGCGCCGGCCGGGAGAACAGCAACGCCGGUGGUAGCAACGUGUCGUCGUCGGGCUGCAAGAAGAGGCAGUCGUCGUCGUCUUCGUCGUCGUCGGGCAGCGUGCAGGCUCAGGGGUGCCAGGGCCAGAAUCAGGGCAGCCAGAAUGGAACCAGCGGUAGCGGCGGGACGGGCGGCAAGCCUAGAAGGGCCAGGACAGCGUUCACCUACGAGCAGCUGGUCGCCCUGGAGAACAAGUUCAAGACCACCAGAUAUCUGUCCGUCUGCGAGCGUCUGAACCUGGCGCUGUCCCUCUCGCUGACCGAGACCCAGGUGAAGAUCUGGUUCCAGAACAGGCGCACCAAGUGGAAGAAACAGAAUCCCGGGCUGGACGUUAACAGCCCGACGGUGCCCACCACGCCGCCGCACCCCUCGCCUUACGCGCCCGCGUUCCUCUUCGCCACCCACCCCCACCAGCAUCCCCUGCCACACACCCAUGGCCACCCGCAUCCGCACGCACACGUCCAUCAUCCACCGCCCGUCCCACCUCCACCUGGUUAUUAUCACCCAGCCGCGCCACCUUAUCCUCCGACUGGACCGACGUUCUUCGGUCAUCACCUGUCCGCCAGCCCCGCAACGGCCUCUGGCCCACCACCCACCUCCACGCCCUCCUCCACGGGGCUGACGCUCUCGACGCAUCCUCAUCCGCACACGCACCCGCACGCGUAGCGAACUCGACGGUCCUCCGUGCGGACGUAGUCUUCGACCUCGUAGUCGUCGAGGGUUCGUUCAACGGGGAGAAGCGUGCGACGAUGGCUGCCAGAGGGUGGUUCGUAUGCGAUAGGCGGUCGGAACUGUGUCGCGGUUAUGGAGGGUGUCCCACCUGAAGUAGGAGUCGGUUUGAAGCUCUGUUAGCACGAGUUUCGUCAGAAAUGAAAUUAUUUCUAGUCGAUAUCUUGUGUCAUUUAGAAGAAUAGUAGCUCUACCCAUCUUUCGGAGGUUUGAGACCUACUCCCCUUUCUGUUUAAAAAAAAAAAGAUCUCACUUCAUUCCUAGCACUAGGCAUUUUAGAGAAUACUACUCGUAGGCUUCGGAUGAGACACCCUGUGUGCUGUUGAACGACGUUAUCAUGAUUUUCGUACCUAGGUGAGGGGUAUGGAGCGGUCGAGCUGCUCGAAAAGCGAAGAGAGUAGGUGUAGAGUAAGUCUGGUCGUUAUUGUUGAUUGUUUGCGUGCUAGUGGUUCGACGAGGAACGUCUGCGCAGCGUUGCUGUUCAAAUUGGCCCUUAACCCUAAACACGCAGCGUCGAAAGCCGAACCUCGAGACACUUCUUAAACUCUCAAGUUCGCAAACGAAGAAAACCCAUCUCUAAAUAUUACCUAUCGCAGAGAAAAAUAGAGUUUCGCCCGAGGUCAAUACGGAGCGCUCCGCAGACGAUCCCAGCGAGUGUAAAUAUUCCAGUGUAGCCUUCCGGUUCUCCGCGGCCGCGCAGCUCGACCGCAAACGCGGAAACGAAGAAACCCCCAUCUCCGGGACUCGCGAAAGUAAUUGACCUGGGAUUUCGCCUCCGACGGAUCGCGGGAUGAUAGGAGGAAGGGAGCGGGAGAUGUUUUCGCGAAUCGAUCGCGAUCACUCGAUGUACAAAAUGGCGCCGGAACGCGUCAGGCCGUUGAUCGUCCCGACGCACGUGGUUCGCCUCGAUAGAGUAAUCGGUUUACGCGGGUUGACGUGCAGGAAACGAGCGUAUCUCUUCGGAGGAUAUUGUCGGGGCGUUUAAAUUUCGCUACGCGCCGCGUACGGAAGCUGGAUGACGAAAGCGAGCGAGCGAGACAGAACGGAGCGAGGUGGGGUGAAUCCGUCAUCCGAGCGGAAAGAUAAAUACGCGGUGAUACGUAAACAAAGAAUAACAAGCGCUCGAUUGCAGCCCCCGCGCGUGAAAACCCAUGGUUCUGGGUUGGAGUGAUAUAAUUAAAAAAUUAAACGAACUGCGUAACCGUUAUAAACCGUCGCCAGCACCGCGUUUUCGCCGUUAUUUCGCGUUUCAAUCCAAUGUUCGCGAUGAUGUUUGAACGGGCCCGCAAUGACGAGUAACGAAAUGUGCGCAUGGAACGAAAAAACAAACAAAAAACGAACAACGAGCGAGCGAGCGAGCGAGCGAGAGAGAGAGAGAGAG